CUCAUUAUCUCCGGCAACUGUGAUCACUCACAUCUCGUUGUCCAGCGUGCCACUGCUUCAUCGCUACGCCGCCCAUCGCGUCUUCAUCCUCCGGGGAAUUGAUGACAUCGCAUCCACGAAUACGACAGCCUCCGCAAUCCCUGCUCCAUACAUGUGACUCGUGGGACGCUCAACUAUCAGACUUGACGGACUCCUCGUUCGAGCUGAUUGGCCACUGAGCUUUAACUGCGAUACCCCUCCUUCAUUUUCUUUUGUCCCCUUCGGCCGCAUUUGGAAGACACUGAACAAGGACGGCCAGCAUGGAUACUUUACUCACCGCCGAGAUCUACGCGAAUUCGCCCAGAUUCCGUCGGAGGUCAAGCACCUUCGUAGAUGCCAUCCAUGACUUACCAGAAAAGGAAGAGAUGGCCCCGGCCCAGUUGUACAGCACUGAGUCCGGCAGGCUGUUUCACUCAGGUCGUAUCGUGAUUGCUACCGUCGGUUUACCAGCACGAGGCAAAACCCACAUCUCCGUGGCAGUGGCACGUUACCUCCGAUGGCUUGGAGUCAAAACUCACGUGUUCCAUCUUGGCGACUACCGUAGAGCAACUCUAGGUCCCGGAAAGGAUGUGCCAGAUGAUUAUUUCUUCCUGAAUGCCUCUCCGCAAUCCGUCCUUCUGCGGAACAAGAUCCUGAAGAAGUGCCGUGAGGACAUCUACCACUUCCUGGAGCAUGAAAACGGUCAAGUCGCUAUCUACGAUGCAGUCAACGCCAUCAGUAACGGACGGAAGUCUCUCGCGAAGGAGUUUGCGAAGCACAACGUGCAGACGCUGUUCAUCGAAUCGCACUGCACCGAUGAGCGCAUCAUCCAAGAAAACGUCCGGAACGUCAAGAUCUCAUCACCCGACUACCAGGGCUGGUCAGAUGAGGACGCCAUCGCAGACUACCUAGCUCGAAUCAACUCGAGGAUACCGCAUUUCGAGACUAUGGAAGAGCCGGAGCUUCAUUGGAUCAAAAUGAUCAACGCCGGUGAGAGGGUCGUCGUCAACAACUGCGCUUUCGGGUAUCUGUCCCAACGCAUCGUGUUCUAUCUCCUCAAUCUCCACAUCAAAUCCCGACAAACCUACUUUGCCCGUGCUGGAACUACUAGAGAGGAGGACUCGUAUAAAGCCGAUGCUUCUCUUUCCACGGAGGGACUGGAUUACGCUAAAAAGAUGAGCGACACGCUCUUGAAACACAGGGAGCAAGAGAGAGAAUCCAUCAUAGCUCAAGGUGGUCCUGACAAUCAACUGAAGCCUCUCACCGUGUGGACCUCCACUCGUCGCCGAACCGUAGAGACCUCGAACUACCUCGCCGAAAAGGGCUAUCGCGUCAGGCAGCGAUCACAAAUGAGCCAGAUGAACCCCGGUGUAUGCGAAAAGAUGUCAGAGCGCAGGAUUCGCGAGGAAUAUCCUCAGGAAGUCACCAAGCACGAGGCCGACCCUUACCACCACAGAUACCCACGGGCUGAGUCCUACCACGACCUCGCCGUCCGUAUGGAACCCAUCAUCCUCGAGCUCGAACGUGAGCAGAACGACCUCCUCAUCAUCGCCCACGAAUCCGUCCUCCGCGUCCUCUACGGCUACCUCAUGGCCUGCAACGCCGCUGAUAUCCCGAAGCUCGAAUUCCCUCGAGACGAAAUCAUCGAAAUCAUCCCCUCUAGCUACAACAAUGUGGCGAAGCGCAUUCAUAUCCCGGAUCUUCCAGAUCGUAUCAUCCCGGGUAGCCCUGAGGAUCUCAAAAUGCCAGUGCCGCCCUCUGGGACGGUCUCGCCGUUCUCAGGGUUGGGCACGCCGUCCGGGACUAUGACUCCGGCUGGGGUUGCCCAGCCGUUGACGUUGAGAAAGACACACAUUAACCCUUCAGAGUAAGUUCAGGUUGGUGACGGAUUAUGCCUUGUGGGUUUUAAGGUUGGCGUUUGCUUCUUGGUAAUAUUACAUCCCGUCUGUUGGGAACUGUUCCAGGUAGGAUAAUAGGUAACGGGGCGCUGAUUCGGGC
Molecule: messenger RNA, 2016 nt
Organism: Mytilinidion resinicola
Lineage: Eukaryota; Fungi; Ascomycota; Dothideomycetes; Mytilinidiales; Mytilinidiaceae
Product: 6-phosphofructo-2-kinase/fructose-2,6-bisphosphatase-like protein
Exons: 4
Coding region: 300-1889 (529 amino acids)
Biological process (GO): fructose metabolic process; fructose 2,6-bisphosphate metabolic process
Cellular component (GO): cytosol
Molecular function (GO): fructose-2,6-bisphosphate 2-phosphatase activity; ATP binding; 6-phosphofructo-2-kinase activity
Source: RefSeq, a predicted model, not a curated record